Messenger RNA from Paramecium octaurelia, 1022 nucleotides. The record is from the annotation of a GenBank genome assembly. NCBI's taxonomy places the organism in Eukaryota, Ciliophora, Oligohymenophorea, Peniculida, Parameciidae.
AUGGAAUACUCAGACUCAAACAGAAGCGGCUAAGCAGGAAUCCAACCCUGCAAAUACUUUGAUAUAGAAUUAAGUAAGAACGCUAAUUUGACUGUCUAGCAAGUAGAAUCUGAGUGCUAAAUUAAUGUUGAUAAUAUCUUACAAAUUAAUCAGAAUUGUAUAAAUUUCAUUUGAAUUUCAAGUUAAUGAACCAGAACUCAUUGAUUUCAAUAAAGUUAUUAAAUUCAAUUCUGAGGAAACCCACAAAGAGGAUCAAUAAUUACAAUUGCAAUAUGAAAGGAAUUAUGAAUCACACAACACUGAUUUAAUUGUAGUUCCAACACCUUCAUAGAAAAAUAAACUCAAAGCAGUUGGAAAUAUGUUUUUGGGAAUAUGGAGAUUGCAAUAGAAUGUUGUUGAACCAAUAAAAUCUACAGUAAAAUAGAACUAAAUAAAAUUAGGAAUAAUUUUAUGAUAAUUUUGGAUCAACUUAGCGUCAUUUUAAUAGCAAUUAUAAAUAGAUUCAUCCAGCUAAAGAUUCUCAGGAUCUUAGAUUAAUGGAUAUUUUCAAUUAAUUCAAAUUAGUAUGUCUCUUCACUUAGCAUUCUAUGUCUGGUUCAAGUGAGGACAUUCAAAAUAUGAUUAAGAUUCUUCAACGAGAUCCAAAACGGUAAUAAUCUUCAUAGAAUUCUAGCAAUCUGACCAAUCCACAAGAUCCAACUCACAUCAUAAACUAAUUGAAUUAGUAUGGUCAAAAUGCCCUUUAUAUUGCAUCCAAGAAUGGGAAUGUUGAAGUGAUUAAAUUUUUGUUGUCUCUUGAAUGCAACCCACACAUCAGAAGUCGGAUUGUUGAGGAUCUCACUGAAAGUCCUUUAGAAGUUUCAUCAAGAUGGCACCAUUUGGAAUGUGUAAGAUUGUUGUUGAAUGCUGGCAAAUAUACUAAUGCAGAAUUGAGAUCAGCAAUUAAGGUAACUGAAAAUCAAGAAAUAAUCAAUUUGUUGAAAUUGAAUAUGACCUCCUCUCUUUUCUCUUGUUGUCUUUGA